AUGACGCUAGCGGACAUCGCUUAUUUCGUGGGCGAGAUCGUCGUCGUCACCUUCAUCGGCGGCUCCGCCUUCUACUUCGUCAAGGGCACUCUGCGGAGCUCCUCGGAGGGCAGCCGCCUCGCCGGCGGCGUCCAGGCGGUCGUCGUCAACAAGCCCCGCGUCGGCCGCUGGGCGGCCUGGCUGGGCGUUGAAGCAGCCAUCGAGGACGGUAUGCGGGAGACGCGCGGCGUCGAUGACCCGUUGAAUGUGGCCGUCGCGUGGGGCGCCGCCAACGCCCUCUUCUCCGUGCACCGGGGAUCGCGCGCCGCCGUCCGCGAGGGGCUCAAGGGCGCCGUAUACGGCGGGGCCGUGUGGUUCGUCGUCUCCGGCCUCGAUGCCUUCAUGGAGUCUCGCAAAGUUAGUUAG
Messenger RNA from Lolium perenne, 405 nucleotides. Its product is annotated as mitochondrial import inner membrane translocase subunit TIM17-2-like. Gene Ontology annotation, biological process: protein import into mitochondrial matrix. The record is from RefSeq and is a predicted model, not a curated record. Gene Ontology annotation, cellular component: TIM23 mitochondrial import inner membrane translocase complex. NCBI's taxonomy places the organism in Eukaryota, Viridiplantae, Streptophyta, Magnoliopsida, Poales, Poaceae. Gene Ontology annotation, molecular function: transmembrane protein transporter activity.